Messenger RNA from Prunus mume (Japanese apricot), 1359 nucleotides. RefSeq names its product molybdopterin synthase catalytic subunit-like. Gene Ontology annotation, molecular function: molybdopterin synthase activity. NCBI's taxonomy places the organism in Eukaryota, Viridiplantae, Streptophyta, Magnoliopsida, Rosales, Rosaceae. Gene Ontology annotation, biological process: Mo-molybdopterin cofactor biosynthetic process. The record is from RefSeq and is a predicted model, not a curated record. Gene Ontology annotation, cellular component: cytosol; molybdopterin synthase complex.
AAUAGGUUUGGGAGAUUAAAGAGAGAUAAAAAGAGAGUUUUCAUGAGUGAAAUACUUUCAUCUUUCAAAGUGGUUUAGAUUGAAACCAAUCUUGAGAUUCUUGCACUAGCAUUCUUGUAUUCUCAAGAUACUCCUUCUCAUCUCAAGGUUCCAUUGGUGUCGAGACUUAGAGGCCAUAUCCUUUUGUGGCUCACAAGUUGGAGAAAGAUCAAAGAGGAGAUCAACAAAGGGAAAUCAUCAAGAGAAGACCAAAACACAACUUGGUUCAUAUUAUAGCAUCAAGGCUAGUAGUAGAGUACCAACCCAACAAACGGCGGAAAGUUCAAGGUGGAACAAGGUUACGAGUAGGGUGCUCUCCUUCUCUUCUGUGUCGUCUCGUCGCUCGCUCCUCUCACUCUCAGUCUCUCAGCGGCCUCCGCCUCCGCGCCUCUCUCCUCUCAAUAUCACGCAGCCUCUCCGCUCCAUCUCAGCUAACUCUCUUUCUCAUCUCAUCUCAAUAUCAGAUUUGUCAAGUCUGUCAUUAACAAUAUGGCUGAUAUGUCAUCAUUUAUCUGAAGUUGGACAACAGGACCUUAUUCUCGACAGAGGAUAAUUCUGAGAUAAAAGUUGCAUAGUCCUUCAUAACAAAGACAUCUACUGUAUUACCAAUCGAAGAUGGCUUUUGAGGACAAAGAUCUUGUGGAAAUCUUAGAGGAGCAUAAACAAAUUGACAUUGCCAAAUAUAUCAAUUAUGUGAGUGCCCCACAGGCAGGUGCUAUUGCAACAUUUUCUGGUACCACGCGCGACACCUUUGAAGGCAAAACAGUCUUGGAGCUUAGAUAUGAAGCGUAUGUGCCCAUGGCAUUACGGUGCAUGAAGUCCAUUUGUUCAUCUGCUAGAUCAUCCUGGAAUCUCCUCUCCAUUGCAGUUGCCCACUGCCUCGGCCCAGUUCCAGUUGGUGAAACAAGUGUUUUCAUUGCAGUCUCAGCCGUUCAUCGGGCUGAUGCAUUGGAUGCUUGUAAAUUUGUGAUUGAUGAGAUAAAGGCAUCAGUUCCAAUAUGGAAGAAGGAGGUUUACAGUAAUGGAGAGGUUUGGAAGGAGAAUUCAGAGUUCCUGGAGCGAAGGCUGGAUCUUGGGAAAAAAGAUGAGAUGUGGAAUGAAAAAGAAAUUGAAGUUGAAGUUGAGAGGCAUACUAGGAAGAGCUGUUGUGGGGCUAAGGUAAAGGUCAUUGAGGAAGGAGAUAAAAAAUGAAGCUGAGCAAAGCUUCUAUUUAUUUAUGUUUAGGAAAGAUUUUCUCUGUCAUAAUGAAAUGUAACUCUUUAAAACCUAAUAAUCUUCUUUUUAUAUAAUAAGAAUAGGAACUUGGAGAUAACUUUGGCA